CGGCGAGAUGACGAGGUUAGUGAUGCCAUGCUAGUGGCCGUUCAACAACCGCGAGAGCUACUACAAAGUCUGCCUCUCGCUCCUGUUCGUAACAUCUGUGUUCAGCAGCUUGCAACCAGUUUCGCAACUCUUAUAUCCCCAAGCUCGAUCUUCUCCGAUUUCUACUCUCCCAGUAAAUCAUUUCCUCACAUUACAAAAUGAAGACAUCUGCCGCUAUCCUCUCCCUCUGUGCUGGCGUCUUUGGUGCCGUAAUUGAGAACCGAAACUCGGGCUCCUCCUCCUACUCUUCCAACAACUGCAAGACCUACACCGACACGGUUCGAAAGUUCCAGAUCCUACCGUUGCCGAGUUGUUUUCUGAUAUGAAAGCAGUACGAUGACCUGACUGCCAACCUCGUGGCACCGCAGCUUAGCCCUGUGGGCACUUACCAUGGUCUCCAG
Messenger RNA from Baudoinia panamericana UAMH 10762, 440 nucleotides. RefSeq lists its product as uncharacterized. The record is from RefSeq and is a predicted model, not a curated record. The transcript has a single exon. Lineage: Eukaryota; Fungi; Ascomycota; Dothideomycetes; Mycosphaerellales; Teratosphaeriaceae. The coding region runs from base 198 to 365 and encodes 55 amino acids.